Liolophura sinensis is the source of this 1712-nucleotide messenger RNA. RefSeq names its product arginine kinase. The transcript has 5 exons. The coding region runs from base 68 to 1117 and encodes 349 amino acids. Gene Ontology annotation, molecular function: creatine kinase activity. The record is from RefSeq and is a predicted model, not a curated record. NCBI's taxonomy places the organism in Eukaryota, Metazoa, Mollusca, Polyplacophora, Chitonida, Chitonidae. Gene Ontology annotation, biological process: phosphocreatine biosynthetic process.
GUGUCAGUUAGCUCGAACUGCUCAGCUCUUUACAUCAUCACUCGCCUGUCAAACCUUCCGAAGAACCAUGGCUGACUUAGCUGAACUCUGGGAAAAAGUAAGCAGCAAUAAGGACAGCAAGUCCUUGCUGAAAAAGCAUUUGACCAAGGAAGUUUAUGAAAAACUGAAGGAUAAAAAGACCAAAUUCGGUGGCACCCUCGCAGACUGUAUCCGUUCUGGGGCGAAGAAUCUGGACAGUGGCGUCGGCGUAUAUGCUUCCGACCCAGAGGCCUACACAGUAUUCCAAGAUCUUCUUGGUCCAGUUAUUUUGGACUACCAUAAGAUUACGGAACUGAAACACCCAGCAUGCGACUUCGGUGACCUUUCCAACCUGGGCUUUGGCGACCUUGACCCUAGCGGCGAUUUGAUCGUCUCCACCCGUGUGCGAGUGGGAAGGAGCCACGCCAGCUUUGGCUUCCCUCCAACCCUUAACAAAGAGCAACGGGUAGAGAUGCAGAGAGUAACCCAGGGUGCUCUGGAGGGUUUGACGGGUGAACUCAAAGGGAAAUAUUAUCCCUUGGAGGGUAUGACCCCAGAUGUACAGAAGCAGCUUACAGAAGACCAUUUCUUGUUCAACGAUAGCGACAGAUUCUUGAAGGCAGCCAGUGGUUACGAUGACUGGCCUACCGGAAGAGGAAUCUUCUUCAACGACAACAAGACUUUCUUGGUCUGGGUGAAUGAAGAAGAUCACAUCCGUAUCAUCUCUAUGCAGAAGGGUGGUGACUUGGCUGCCGUCUACAAGAGGCUUGUGGGAGGUAUCAAAGAACUCGAGAAAAAGUUGGAGUUUGCUCGUCUUCCCAAUCUGGGUUACCUGACCUUCUGUCCAAGUAAUUUGGGAACCACCCUCCGUGCCAGUGUGCACAUCAAAAUACCAAAAGUGGCCAAGAAACCAGAAUUCAAAGAAAUCUGCGAUAAACUGAACCUGCAGGCAAGAGGUAUCCACGGCGAGCACACCGAGAGUGUUGGAGGCGUGUACGAUAUCUCAAACAAACGCCGUAUGGGUUUGUCCGAAAUCGAAGCCAUCCAGGAGAUGAGGAAAGGCGUAGAAGAAAUCAUCAAGCUGGAGAAAGCAGCAUAAACGCCAAGCAUUUUAGUAUACCAAUCCAGCAGUCUUUCUUAUUUAUCCUGCAGAACCUGGUGUAAAUAUAUGUCCUAUAAAGAUUUUGUGAGUGUCCCAUUUUUAACUGAUUUUUCUCGGCGUGCGACUGGCUUCAUGCACUUGAUAGAGUGAAAUAGUUUUAGUUCCAGAACAUCUAUAACACCCCAGACAUGCCGAAGGGCGCAGUAUUAAAAUCAUGGCGUGAACUUAAGAUUUAUUUUUUGGCUUCGUUUGUUAAAACAAAUGUAUCCCUAGUGUCACAGCUUUUUAAAUGAGGUUAAUAACUAGAUAUUGAGUGAGGUGAUUUUUGAGGACAUCUCCGGGAUGUGUGCACUGUUACUGUGUGAAGAUGGAGGUUUAGGUUCGUUGUGCCCUCUUUACAUCAUACCUUGUCAUUCCAGGGUUUAGCUGACCUUCCGUUCAGAUCCUGAGCAGCUCAAAUAUGUCUUUUUAGUUAUUCGUGAAGCAGUCUUUUGCUGGAGAAGUAUUCAGAACUUUAUUUGUUACCCUGGUGUUGUUUGUUACGGUUUUCAGGUAAUAAAUCCAAUCGAAAAAAAAGACAAAAGAAGAAAAA